UUCCGAUGAAGCCAAUGCAACACUACAUUUGGCGCCACCCUGACGCAUUCAACUCGUCACACAAUUGCCGGCGCCGCCAUCGGCCAGCUGCUAGCUGAUAGCUCCAUUCAGAGACAAGACGCGUGCCAACGAUGAUUACUAUACGUAUACGUACGUAUAGUCAUCACUGAGCUCUGUCUCUCACUCCCUGUAUAUAGAGUACGCGCAAAGCCAGAGCUAGAAGCACAACACACGAGCUGCAUCCACCCCAUCACAGGCCACAAGCCAGUCAUCUCGCUAGCUUGGCUGCGUACUCGGUCAGUGAUGGCGUCCAAGCAGAUGCUUGUCGCCGUGUUCGCCGUGGCCUUCCUCCUGGGGCUCGCCGUCGCCACGGAGCACUUGGUCGGCAACGACAAGGGCUGGACCCUCAACUUCAACUACACGGCCUGGACCGAGACCAAGCAGUUCGUCGUCGGGGACACGCUAGUGUUCAAGUACGGGAGCCCCGCCCACAAUCUGGUGGAGGUGGGCGGUCCAGACUUCGCCGCGUGCACCCAGACGGCCGGCGCCGUCGUUAGGACCUCCGGCGAGGACCGUCUCGCGCUCGACACGGCUGGACGCCGGUGGUUCUUCUGCGGCGUCGGCCCGCACUGCAAGAGCGGCAUGAAGCUCAAGAUCACCGUCCUCGACACCGCCGCGCCGACUCCCCAGCCUGCCCCGACCAACCCUGCUGGCAAGCUGCAGGCGCGCAUUGGUGAGACGGCGGCCGCGGUCACCGUGCUCGCCGCGGCCAUGCUCGUGCUCUAGGCAGUGGCGAAGGUAGGAAUAAUUUAUAGGUGUGGCGGAUUUCACGAGGUAAAGACCAAUGUACAAUAUAACUAUGUGCCGCUCGUGCUCUGCCUCGCCUGCCCGUGGCCACUGCCAUGCCCGGCCCGGCACUUCCAACCUCACACGGUUGCUCUCUGAUCGAUGCCUUACUCGAUCUUCUGGCACUUAGCCGGCUAGGGACGGCAGGUCGGAACCAGGAAAGAAUCACACGAAGCUAUGCAGGCUCGCGAGUUUGGAGAGUAGCUGUGCGGAGUGCCACAUUUAAUGGGUAUUCAAAGUCUAGAAUGAAAAUCGAAAACAUAAAGGUUCACAAAUCGUUCACUGCAAAACAUAAACGUUUGUCGGUGUUGAAUUAGUGCUCUUUGAAGCUUUCUUCCAAUUUUUUUCUUUCU
Molecule: messenger RNA, 1199 nt
Organism: Triticum urartu
Lineage: Eukaryota; Viridiplantae; Streptophyta; Magnoliopsida; Poales; Poaceae
Product: blue copper protein 1a-like
Cellular component (GO): plasma membrane
Molecular function (GO): electron transfer activity
Source: RefSeq, a predicted model, not a curated record